Lepus europaeus (European hare) is the source of this 704-nucleotide messenger RNA. It is a transcript of the gene NDUFB8, whose product is annotated as NADH:ubiquinone oxidoreductase subunit B8. Lineage: Eukaryota; Metazoa; Chordata; Mammalia; Lagomorpha; Leporidae. Gene Ontology annotation, biological process: mitochondrial electron transport, NADH to ubiquinone. The record is from RefSeq and is a predicted model, not a curated record. The coding region runs from base 45 to 605 and encodes 186 amino acids. The transcript is spliced from 5 exons. Gene Ontology annotation, cellular component: mitochondrion.
CGGGCCUUUGCGCAUGUGCGGGGUAAAACGGGAAGAAGGUGAAGAUGGCGGCGGCCAGGGUCGGGGUCCUGGGAGUCCGGUGGCUGCAAAGAGCAGCCCGGAACGUGAUGCCUUUGGGUGCACGGACAGCUUCCCAUAUUACCAAGGACAUGCUCCCGGGGCCCUAUCCUAAGACCCCAGAAGAACGGGCCGCCGCGGCCAAGAAGUACAACAUGCGCGUGGAAGAUUACGAACCUUACCCGGAUGAUGGCAUGGGGUAUGGGGACUACCCGAAGCUCCCUGACCACUCACAGCAGGAGAGGGAUCCGUGGUAUGACUGGGACCAUUCCGACCUGAGGUUGAACUGGGGUGAACCGCUGCACUGGAACCUAGACAUGUAUAUCAGGAAUCGUGUGGACACGACCCCCACGCCUGUUUCUUGGGAUGUCAUGUGUAAGCACCUGUUUGGCUUUGUGGCCUUCAUGAUCUUCAUGUUCUGGUUGGGAGAUACUUACCCCACCUACCAGCCUGUGGGGCCGAAGCAAUAUCCGUAUAAUAAUCUGUACCUGGAGCGAGGCGGCGAUCCCAGCAAAGAGCCUGAGCCGGUGGUUCACUAUGAGAUCUGAGGAGGUUCCCUGGGCUUUUGUGCCCUCCAACUAGGACUCCUUGGUUCCCAGAGAGAGAUUUAACCUUAAUGGAAUCCCAAAUAAAACUUAGUGUUGUGC